Molecule: messenger RNA, 592 nt
Organism: Papilio xuthus (Asian swallowtail)
Lineage: Eukaryota; Metazoa; Arthropoda; Insecta; Lepidoptera; Papilionidae
Exons: 3
Coding region: 67-411 (114 amino acids)
Source: RefSeq, a predicted model, not a curated record
GCGCAACGCGCCAUUAUUGAUUUUUCCACUAAGUUGCUAAAAACCUUUUACCGUAUUAAAUUCAACAUGCUAAAAAUACCUUUUUUGUGGAUCAUCUACAUUAAUUUUGAUUUAUAUAAAAGUUAUGUAUGUGAACCGACUGCUGUUCCAUUCACAUUUAAAGAAUACCCAUACAAAGAUACGCCUAAGAACGAAAUGACGUUCCGAGAAUUUGAAACAGCCUGCGAACAAAGUAGUGCAUGCAGUCAUAUGAAUGGUUUGGCGCGAACUCGCUGCAUCAGAGAAUGUGUUUCGCCGUCUUGUUACAGAGAGCUUUACAUAAACGACCCUCUCGAAGAGGGUGAAAUUGAUGUCCGAUUAAAUUCCUUUAAAGGUUGUUUUAUACAAAGAAGCGGACGUACGCGAAACUGAUUUCGUAUGAAAAUUAUACUAUCUUUCAUCUUUUGUAUUAAUAAGAUACACAAGAUUAGGCAAAAGAUACAAUUUAUGCUAAUGGUAAGGAAUAGUAAGGUUUUGCGUGAUACCAAUAUAACACGUUCCCAUUAAGCCAGCACAUUCAGCGCUCGAAUUCACCUAAAAUAUGUUUAAUUUC